AUGCAGGGUUUUGGACAGCCCAAAGGAGAGGAGUCUGGGAUUGUGAUUUGGAGACUGACCCGAGUUGGACCCACAGGGAGGGACUACUGUGGCCUGGUCGAGGCCCUUGACGAGCCGAACGCAGUUUCCUGUACCAAGCGGAUGGCUCGGAUGUUCAUGGUGCCUGUGACGUUGCUUGACCCCAGCAACAAUGGAGAAAUGGACGUUGGGCUGCGCUGCACUCAAAGGCACCUCCGCAGCCCAUUCACACGCCUUCUGAAACUCUGUAAUUAUGGUUCGGCUCGACUCCCACCUGCAGCGGUCUGCGCCCCCUGCAUUGGUCUGCGCCACCUGCACCGCGGCACCGAGAGCAAAGCAGGCUUUAACUGUUGCACUGUUGGACACUUGUCUGAGCUGACUGCGUCUAGAGGAAGUGACAUUUACUCAAAAACAAUGGAACUCACACUUGGAGCUUCUGCUGAGGCGGCAGAAGUGCUGAGGAGGACUGCGACGGACAAUGCCCCUAAUAUAAGGGCAACCCAGGAGCAGACCGACCACCUUGGCCCCAGACCGUGGCUCACAGAGGACACUAGAGCGAGGAUGCGCUCUCUCCUGGAGGUACUCUCUCUUCACAGUCAUGUGUACUCUAUGGAGGUUCUCUCGCCUAUAGGUGCUCUCUCCUGGCUGGAGGUUCUCUCUCCUGGAGGUGCUCUCUCCUGGCUGGAGGUUCUCUCUCCUGGCUGGAUGUUCUUUCUCCUGGAGGUUCUCUCUCCUGGCUGGGGGUUCUUUCUCCUGGCUGGAGGUUCUUUCUCCUGGCUGGAUGUUCUCUCUCCUGACUGGAGGUUCUCUCUCCUGGAGGUCUCUGGUCUGCAGGCCAGAGAGCGGCAGUAUGUGGCUGUGGUGCACACGCAAACACAGGAGCUCCAAGAGCUUCUGCUGAAAGUGAAGGAGGAUGAACGCGCUCUGAUUGAGACGCUCCGGAAUCGGCAGGAACAACAGCAGAAGAAUGAAGACCAACCAACUUCGCCCUCGGAGCCGGAGACGCCGCUCUGGGAACGCUGUCAGGAAGUGGAGGAAUAUGUUCAGUCAAAGAAGCAGGAGUACAUGAAGAAGUUUAUGAUGAUGGGGAAAGCCAUGGGUGCCACAUCCACUGCGGCCGAUUGCAGAGCCAUCCAGGCUCAGCUGAAAAGAUACAAUGAUAAUGAGGUGCAAAAGGUAGAAGGUGCAAGGUUUAAGAAACAUAUCCCCAACGUGAGAAAACAAAUAUCCAGCCUCAGGACUCAGACUGAAGAAAUGCAAAUUGCCAUUAAAAAACAAAAUGAAAGUUUGGAGAAUAAGAAGAAGCGUCUGAAACGUUUAGUUCAGAACCGGGAAAACCACCAGAAGAGGAGCGUCCAACGUGCUCUUCUUGGCGCCAUACAGUAUGAGCGCAUGUGGCUCACACAAGAGGAGGAGGCCAGGGAGCUGCUGGAGAGGGCUCAGAACCUGGACCAGUGGAUCUAUGAGCAUGUCCUGCACCAGCCCCGGGAGAACCCAUGGGUUUUUCCAAAGCCCGGGAGCUGCCAGGAUCCAGGGGCCGGUGAAAAGAACAUUGUGGAGGCCCCCAGCUCUGUGCCUCGACUCAUCCAGAUACUGUGUGAAGAAGCAGGUUUUCUGAUGGAAGUGGAGGAGGUGGUGGAGGCAAAUGGACGGACGCUGGUUAAAAGAGGAUACUUGCUUGAGACGCUGGGCAUUACGGAAAACAACUUGGAGAAGUUUCUGCAUUUCCUUCAGAAUUACGAGCCGAGAGACGAGUCCCAGGCUCCAGGGACCGGAGCUCCUGGAUCCGGUGCGCCAGGGACCGGGCCACCAGGGGCCACUGCUACGGGGGCCAGAGCUCGAGGGGGCACAGUUCCAGAGACCACAGCUCCAGGGGCCACAGCUCCAGGGGGGACAGCUCCAGGGGCCGGUUGCUCCUCAGGUCCAGCUGCAGUGACUUCUGUCCCAUCAGAACAACAUGAAGUCCUCCAGGCGGUCACCUCUUUCCUGAACCAGCGUCUGCGUGGGAGACGCAGGCGCAGGGUCACCAGCCUCCAGGUCAUCAGGGAUCCGGACUACUGGGACCGUGUUGGAAAGGUCAUUCCCGAGGAGACCCUGCCCAAAAUGGAGAUGAUACAGGAGCAACUCCGGCAGCGCUAUGAUGCCCUCAAAGAAUCCUUGCGGCUCUCUAAGCAGGUCCAGAGCCUGCAGCUGGAGACCACCCAGCUGAAAAUGGCCCAGAUGAGACUGCAGGACCCCCAGGACCCCCAGGAGCGUUCGUGA
Messenger RNA from Knipowitschia caucasica, 2280 nucleotides. The record is from the annotation of a GenBank genome assembly. NCBI's taxonomy places the organism in Eukaryota, Metazoa, Chordata, Actinopteri, Gobiiformes, Gobiidae.